AGCAAACCUAUUCCGAUUCUUAUUUUGCUUCCCCUCUUUUUCUUUCUCUUCUCUCAAAGUCAAAAUUCAAUUCCACUUUUUACAGGAUUCAUUCAUUCCCCGUUCGGCGAGAGAUCAUGGCGAUGAUUGCGGACAUUCUCGUUGCGGCUGACACCGUCGCAGUCACCGCUGCCAAAGGCCUAUGCGUCCUCCGUAGCUGCAAUUCCACCUGCAACGUUUCCGUCACCGAUUCCCUCGCCGACCAGAUCUCGGCCAUCCUUCAGCCUUACGACGCGGUGGCGCCGCCGCCAGUGAAGCCUAGAUCGUACAGGAUGCCGCGUCGGACGCUUCUUCGGAAUAAACGACGAACGAAGCGCAAGUUGUCGGGCGACGGCGCCGGGGACAACGAAAACGAGGGCUUUUUCUUUGGCGACGGAGGCGAUGGUGUUUUCGGAGGAGGCGGCGGCGGAGGGUUCGGAGGAAGCGGCGGACGUUGGAAUUUCAAUAGGUUUGGGGACGGGCAUAAUGAUUGGGAUGAACAUUCGUCUUCGAUUCCGGACCCUGCGUUCGAUUUCGUGUACCAGGUGCUGUCUUGGAUCAUGCUUUCGAAUUGCAUCCAUUUCGCGUUCAAGAGGAUCGUUCAAAUCCUUGCGGAUGGCGCGAUUGUGGAUUCUGGUGAUAGGGAAAAAGUUCCAGCUAGAUUAACCCCAAUUUGUUGAUUUGCUAGUUCAUACUUCAUAGCUUGGAAAAGAAAUUCGUCGAAUUAACGCUUGUUAGUUGGUAACUCGGAAUUACCUCUCUAUUUAAUUGGGAAUUUAAAUGUAAAUAUUGUAUAUAAUAAUUUUCUUAUUUAUCAUAAAAUUUCAUGGUAAUUGCUUCAUUUA
This is a messenger RNA of Arachis stenosperma, 863 nucleotides long. RefSeq lists its product as uncharacterized. The transcript has a single exon. The record is from RefSeq and is a predicted model, not a curated record. NCBI's taxonomy places the organism in Eukaryota, Viridiplantae, Streptophyta, Magnoliopsida, Fabales, Fabaceae. Bases 117 to 698 code for a protein of 193 amino acids.